AUGCCAGCCCCCUCUGAGCCUAUUGCUAUCAUCGGCAGUUCCUGUCGCUUUCCCGGCGGAGCUUCCUCGCCCUCUCGCCUUUGGGAUGUCCUCUCCCGGCCUCAGAAUCUUGUUGGUGAAAUUCCACAGGACCGUUUCAACUGGAAAGGUUUCUAUCGUGAUGGCGGCAAUUUCCACGGCACCACGAAAACCAAGAAAGCCUACUUCCUUUCCGAGGGCAUCCAAGACUUCGACCCACAGUUUUUCAAUAUCCAGCCAGGUGAGGCCGAGUCCAUGGACCCUCAGCAACGCCUUCUGCUUGAGGGUGUGUACGAGAGUUUGGAGAAGGCAGGCAAAACGAUCGAAGAACUUCAAGGAUCGCAGACUGCCGUGUACGUCGGUAUGAUGGGCUGCGAUUACGCCGAUGUUGUUCAAAAAGAUCUUGAGUGCAUGCCCACAUACGUCGGAACAGGUAUAGCCCGUAAUAUGCACUCUAACCGUGUUUCCUAUUUCUUCGACUGGAACGGCCCGUCAAUGACAAUUGACACGGCCUGCUCCUCCAGUAUGAUGGCGAUCUACCUGGGUGCUCAAGCACUUAGGAAUGGAGACUGUACUACCGCUAUCGCAUCAGGUGUGAGUCUUAUCCUGGGGCCUGAAAAUUUCGUGGUUCUAAGCAAUCUCAGCAUGGUGUCUGCAGAUGGCCAUAGUAAGAUGUGGGACGCCAGCGCCAAUGGAUAUGCCAGAGGUGAAGGUGUUGGAGUUGUGGUGCUCAAAACCUUGAGCGACGCACUACGCGACGGCGAUCCAAUUGAGUGCCUUAUUCGUGAAGUGUGCGUCAACCAGGACGGCCGUUCCAAGGGUCUCACCAUGCCCAGCGAGAAGGCUCAGGCAGACUUGAUUCGCCAAACAUAUGCUCGUGCUGGCCUCGAUCUCAACAUUGCCUCAGAUCGACCACAGUUUUUCGAGGCUCACGGCACCGGAACUCCCGCUGGUGACCCUAAGGAAGCUGAAGCCAUUCAAUCAGCUUUCUAUGGGCCAGACAGCAAGGCCGAGGACAGUGAGAUGCUGUACGUUGGGUCCAUCAAAACAGUCAUUGGCCAUACCGAAGGCACAGCGGGUAUCGCAGGUAUCCUCAAGGCAUCUCUUGCCCUGCAGAAUGGGUAUAUCCCCCCAAACUUGCUCUUUAAGACCUUGAGUCCGACGGUUGCGCCUUUCACCAAGCACCUCAAACUCCCACUGUCGUUGACUGCCUGGCCAACGGUUCCGGGUGGCGGUCCCCGACGCGCGAGUGUCAACAGUUUCGGUUUUGGUGGCUCCAACGGCCAUGCGAUUCUUGAGAGCUACAACCAGCCCGAGCAGAGGUUGACGUUGGUGAAGAACCCCGUGAUCUUCACGCCUUUUGCUUUCUCAGCAACCACUGAACGCUCAUUGGCUGCCGUCCUGACGACGUACCGCGACUACUUGAAAGCCGAGAAAGACGUCGACCUCCGCAACCUCGCUUUUUCCUUGCAGCACCAUCGUUCAGCCCUUCCAUUCCGUACCGUCAUCCUCGCCAACGGUGUGGACCAGCUCAUCACGCGAAUUGGAGAGAAGCUGAAGCAGUAUGAAGAUCAGAACAACUCCGGCCUCGCGACACGAGCGUUAGCCAACAAGGGCACUGGACGCAUCCUGGGUGUGUUUACUGGCCAGGGAGCACAAUGGCCUUGCAUGGCACGCAAUCUCCUCCGGACGUCCGCCCAUGUCCGCCAGAUCAUCAAGGAGCUCGAGGCAUCCCUAGAUACCCUUCCAGUUGAGGACCGUCCAACAUGGUCACUGGCUCAAGAGCUGCUCGCCGAUGCACAGGACUCACGCACCGAUGAAGCCGAACUUGCGCAGCCCCUGUGCACGGCUAUUCAGAUUGUUCUGGUUGACUUGUUGCAAAAGGCGGGUGUUUACUUCUCCGCUGUGGUCGGCCAUUCCUCUGGUGAGAUCGCAGCAGCAUAUGCAUCCGGCUUUCUAUCGGCCACUGACGCUAUCCGGGUUGCAUAUUACCGAGGUCUUCUCAGUAAGUUGGCUGUCGGAUCUAACCAGGAGAACGGUGCCAUGUUGGCGGUUGGAACUUCGUACGAAGAUGCUCUUGAGUUCUGCGAGCUCCCCGAUCUUGAAGGUCGCAUCUGUGUUGCGGCUAGCAAUUCCCCGUCCAGUGUGACCCUAUCUGGAGACGUCGAAGCCAUUGAACAGGCAAAGGCCGCUUUUGAUGAGGAGAAGAAAUUCGCCCGCCAACUCCGAGUCAACAAGGCUUAUCACUCCCAUCACAUGCGUCCUGUGGCCGGGCCCUACUUGGAAAGACUUCAGAAGUGUGCCGUCCUCGCCAUAAAAGCCCCAUCAGGAGACAAGCGCCCUGCUUGGUACUCCAGUGUGACUCCAAGUGCGGUUCCUAUGGAGUCGACCCAACACAUUGCCGGACAAUACUGGGUUGAUAAUCUUGUCAACCCUGUAAUGUUCAGCCAAGCUGUGGGCAAUGCUGUGGUGGCUUCAGGUCCCUUUGACUUGGCACUUGAGGUCGGUGCUCACCCAUCUCUCCAAGGUCCAGCCACGCAAAGUAUUCAGGAAGUUUUCUCCGCGGGACUUCCAUACUCCGGAACCCUGAAUCGCAAGAUGGACGACGUUGAGGCGCUUUCCAACGCUAUCGGUCAUGUCUGGACGCACUUGGGACUCGCCGCUCUCCCAGGCCUCAAGACUUACGAGCAAACACUCUCAGGACUGCCUAGCCCCACAUACAUCAAGGAACUUCCUACAUACCCCUGGAACCACGACCGCCCUUACUGGUAUGACUCUCGACUCUCUAAGGCCCACCGUGACCGCAGCACUCAGAUUCACGAGCUUUUGGGAACAAGACUCCAAGGAGAAUGCACCAAUAAUGAAGUCAAGUGGAGAAACUACCUUCGCCCUGCUGAGAUACCAUGGCUUAAUCACCAUCAGCUUCAGGGUCAAUCAGUCCUUCCAGCAGCUGCAUAUAUUGCCAUGGCAUGGGAAGCAUCCAUCAUUGUUUUUGAUGAGCGUGAGAUUCAGUUGAUCGAGGUCAAAGACAUUGACAUUGGCCGCGGAAUUGCCUUUGAUGAAUCAAACGUUGCUGGCGUGGAAGUGGUGUUUGCUUUAUCAAAUAUCAGCAAACCAUCUCUUACACCAGAUGUUGUUUCGGCUGAUUUCACUUGCCACUCGUGCCCAAAUCGUGAAACAGGCUUGGUUCUUAAUGGCAGUGGUCGAAUUGUGGUUACCUAUGGCAAGCCCGCCCCCGAAAUGUUGCCUACCCGAGUCGCCGAAGCUCCAAACCUGAUCGAAGUUAAUGUGGAAGACUUCUACACCGUACUUAGCGAUGUCGGAUAUGGCUACAUGGAAACAUUUAAAACAAUCUCUCGCCUGCGGAGAAAGAAGAAUUGUGCCCGUGGAACAUUGAUUCAGUCAGGUAGUCAGAUGAUUCUGCAUCCAUCUGUCCUGGAUUCAGGGUUCCAGUCUCUCUUCGCAGCCCAUACCUACCCCGGUGAUGGUGGUCUGCCCUACUUGCUCGUCCCCAAAUCUAUCCGCUGUAUUCGACUCAACCCCUAUUUCUGCCAAAAUCGUGGAGAACCUAGUAUCGAACUACACUUUGACUCUGCUCUGAAAGAGGGUAUAGAAUUGAACGACACCGAGGCUACGGUCCAGAUUUAUACCGAGGAUAGCGACUGCCCUGUCCUGCAGAUUGAAGGCAUGCAAUCAAUCCCAUUCGCAACUGCAACUGCGGCGGAUGACGCCAAUAUCUUCUCUCAGUCGGUUAUGGGUGUUAUGAAACUUGACGGUGUGGCCGCGGCAGCUGGGGAAAGGGUCUCGGAGCAGCACACCUCUAUGGCGCAUCUCUUCGAACGACUUUGUCUCGUCUAUCUCAAACGACUGCAGCAGGAUGUUACUCCCGCCGACCGAAAGAACGCUAAGGCCCACCAUCAACAUCUUUUAGCUUAUGCUGAUCACGUCAUUCGUACGAUUGCGAAUAACCAGCAUCCCUUUGCACGCGCAGAAUGGCUGCAAGACACCCAAGAUGGAAUCACGGCAGCAAUUGAGAAGGCGGAAUUGGCAGGAGAGGUGGAAAUCCGAAUCGCCCAUUCGGUCGGCCAAAACCUCCUCUCGGUUGUGCGAGGCGAAACCAAUAGCUUGGAGCAUCUCACCAAAGACAAUAUGCUCGAGGAUUAUUACCGCUACUCCAAGAACAUGGAAGUUGCUAAUCGGUGGUUAGGUCGUGUUGCCUUGCAACUUGUGCAUCGUUUUCCCAGCCUGGACAUUUUAGAAAUUGGUGCGGGUACCGGAGGUGCUACUCAAGCAAUCCUUAGAAGAAUUGGCCACACCUUUUCUUCAUAUACCUACACAGAUAUCUCCCCUGGAUUUUUCGGCCAGGCUCAGGAGAAUUUCAGCGAAUGGACAUCCCAGAUCACCUUUAAAACCCUGGAUCUUGAAAAGGACCCUCUCUCUCAAGGAUAUACGGCAAAUUCCUACGACGUCAUCGUCGCUUCCAUGGUUAUCCACGCUACCGUCAACCUCGAGGAGAGUUUGCAGCGCGCCCGACAGCUCUUGCGACCUGGUGGAUAUCUCAUCCUAUUGGAAAUCACCAACACUGCCGUCAUGCAGUUUGGUAUGAUCAUGGGUGGCCUUCCAGGUUGGUGGGCAGGCGUUAACGAUGGCCGCGUCUACACCCCCUGUUUGGACACCGCAGGAUGGGAUUCUGCUCUCCGAAAGUCUGGAUUCUCAGGUGUUGACACAGUAACUCCAGAUCUGGAUCCGGUUGCAGUUCCACUGUCCAUUAUUGUCUCACAGGCCACCGAUGACCGUGUUAACUUCUUGCGAAGCCCUCUGUCGCAUCCCAACCCACAGGAAGACUUGGGAGAUCUAAUCAUCCUCGGUGGCGGAACCCCAGCCACCACGAAGCUAAUGGACGGAAUUGUGCGAACCUUGCGACCUCGAUUCAACCAAAUCACUAUUCAUGGGCGGCUUGAAACUCUGCAGAAUGAGUCCGCCGAGUCAGCAAGCAUUAUCAACUUGUUAGACCUCGAGUCUGCCACGUUCAAGGACAUCGACAGCAACACAUUGGAUGGCUUGAAACACCUUUUCCGAGUUACGAAGGCCCUUCUCUGGGUCACUUUCGGCUGCGACAACGGUACUGAGCCAUACAAUAAUAUGGCCAUUGGUCUUGCCCGAACCGUGAUGAGGGAGAAGACUGAAUUAAAUCUUCAAUUUGUUGAUGCAGAUGCGUCUGGGAACGUGAACGCCCAACACGUGUCUGAAACGUUCCUACGUCUCUGUGCUGCCGGAGCCUGGAAGCAGUCAGGUGAAUUAAAGGAGUUGGUUUGGACCGUCGAACCCGAAAUAUACCUGCAAAAUGGUAUUGAGGUCAUCCCACGUAUCAAACGUGACAAUAUCCGAAAUGCCCGGUACAACUCUAACCAACGCCCGAUCCAUAACAACCUCGAGCUGGAGUCUACCUGCAUCGGUGUUGAUUCCCGCGGCAAGCUAGUUAAGCUUCGAGAAACCAUGUCUGUGGAAUCAGGAUUCAACUCUGUCAAAUCUGCUCACCUACGCGUACAAGUUUAUACAUCGAUCCUCACAGCUAUCCGUAUCAGAUCAGUUGGAUACCUAUAUCUGUGCUAUGGAACAGUCGCAGGCACAGAUUAUUCUGUUCUAGCAGUGUCAGAGACAAAUACAUCCAUUAUCGACGUUCCGGAGACGUGGAUUGUGCCAUGCAAAGCUCCCCAGGGCCGUGAAUCCGAGUUUGUCCAUGCCGCAAUGGCGGCACUUGUUACAAAGAAUAUCCUCGCAUUAACUCCUUCCAAUGGAAAGGUCCUCAUGUAUGAUCCUGACCAGCAGAUCGGUAAUUCCGUGGCCAAGCAAGCGCAAGACGAAGGAAAAGAGGUCGUAUUUGUCACUCAUGAAUUAAAGGGCCUGGACCAUUCAAGCAUAUACCUACAUCUACACUCAUAUGCGGACACGAUUGCUGCGCAGCUCCCAUUAGGUGUGUCUGUAUUUGUGAACCUCUCCGAUGACUCAAGUCGAGUACCAUUUGUUCACCGCCUCAUCGGGUCAUUGCCAUCCACAUGUGAAAUUCUCGAUCGCAAGUCCAUAUUCCAACCUCUUUCGGCUAUCAACUCGGACUCCUCUGCCAUUACUAAGACCUUGCUAGCCGCGGUGGUAUCAAACGCAAUUAGCUCAUUGGAACUGGGAGAGGUGCCUCAGGGUUUCUCAGAUUUACCGUUGAGUCGCGUUGCCGAUCUGCCAUCGGAAAACAUGAGACCGCUUGUGGUAAAAUGGUCUGCAGAGCGGGAGGUGUCGGUCCAGCUAGAACUUGCAGGCAACAUCGCUACUUUCAAGAAAGACAGAACCUACCUGUUGGUGGGUUUGACAGGCGAUACGGGCCAGUCUAUUUGCGAGUGGAUGAUCCGACAGGGUGCACGACACAUUGCUAUCUCCAGUCGAAAUCCGAAGGUCAGCCAGCAGUGGAUUAACCUUCAGAAGCAAAAGGGUGCCAACGUCAAGAUCUGUGCAAUGGAUAUUACGAAUCGAAAUAAUGUUCGUGAAGUCUGCCAGCAGAUUCAGACUACGAUGCCCCCUAUCGCAGGUGUUGCUAAUGGUGCCAUGGUUCUCCAAGACAGUACAUUUUUCAAUAUGACUAUCGACAAGCUUCGGGCGGUGAUGGGGCCCAAAGUCAAUGGCAGUGAGUAUCUCGACGAGAUUUUCUCUGAACCUACACUUGACUUCUUCAUCAUGUUUUCUUCAUUGGGAUACGUUAUGGGCAGUGGAGGCCAAAGCAGCUAUACGGCAUCAAACGCUUUCAUGGUCAGUCUAGCAGCCCGGAGGAGAAAGCGAGGAUUGGCUGCCUCAGUAAUCAAUUUUGGUGCCAUCAUUGGCAUUGGGUACAUUACUCGUGCUGGACAGUGGCAUCACACCGAGAUGCUUGCUCAGGGCUGUAUCCCAAUCUCGGAGCAUGCGGUCCAGCAACAAUUCGCCGAAGCAGUCAGCAGCUCGUCUAUCAACUCCAAAGAUGACUAUGGAAUCAUCUCCGGUAUCCGUCAAGUUGAUCCAUUGACUGAUACAAGGGUCGCUUGGCUCGCUGACCCCAGGCUUUCGCACUACGUUGUCAGCCGAGCUGACGCAAGUGAGUCGAAGGGCUUCAAGAAAGUGGUGCCUAUCAAGGAACAGUUGAUUCAAGCAUCGUCGUUGGAAGAUGCUCGCGGAAUUAUUGAAGAAUGUUUCGCAGCCAAACUUUCAGUAUUGCUGCAGCUCCAGCCUGAGGAGAUGGACAAACAACUGCCGCUCAUUGAGCUCGGUGUCGAUUCACUAGUUGCCGUGGAGAUCCGAACCUGGUUCCGAAAGGCCAUUGACGUCAACCUUCCUGUGCUCAAAGUCCUGGGUGGAGCAUCACUACUAAGCCUGACCGACGCCGCAUUGGAGAAGUUGAGCCCUGCUCUUAUUCCGAGCAUCUCGACCUCCCUGAAUGCGCCAGGCGACACAUCGGAUAGCGAAAAGGAAAGCCCUUCAUCGACCGUGGCCAGCAUAGUCAUGGACACCCCGAAUACUACAGUAUCACCUCCGACUGGGAGGACCGAGACGGAAUUCACCAUGCCAAAUGAGAAAUUCACACGCACCAUUGUCCGUACGGAGCCCAUGUCACAUGCACAAUCUCGUUUCUGGUUUGCACAGCAGCACUUGGAGGAUAAGUCGUCCUUCAACGUCAGUUUUGUCUAUCGUUUGCGUGGGGAGGUCGAUGCGGAGAAGUUGGAGCAGGGUCUUCGCAGCGUCAUACAGCUCCACGAAGGCCUAAGGACAUGUUUCUUUGACGAAUCUGAGGACGGUACUCUACUGAAACAGGGCAUCAUGGCUCAGUCACCAAUUCAUGUUAAACACCGAUUGAUCACGGCUGCCAGCGAAGUUGAAGAGGAAUUUGCCAGGCUAACCAAACAGGUCUAUGACCUUGAGAAUGGGAAGAUUAUGGAGCUGAUCGUCUUGACCGAGAAUCCACAAUUGCACCACUUGCUUGUCGGUUAUCACCAUAUCGCGAUGGAUGGUGUAGGCUGCUUUGGGCUAUUGACUGAGAUCUCUCUAGCAGGAGGAAGCCCUGAAAAGCUCCAGCCCCCAGAGCAUCAGUACAGCUACUACUCCAAUCAAAUGCGCGAACAGUAUGCCAAGGGAGGUAUGCGCGAAGAUAUUUCGUACUGGCGCAAGGAGUUCAGCACAUUCCCGACAACAUUCCCGCUACUCCCCUUUUCAGAAGUGAAAUUCCGUCAACCGCUCACCAAGUACGACUUCAACGAGACAACAUUUAGGCUCCCAUCUACUAUGGUUGCCCGAAUCAAGAAGAAGUGCCGCCCUUAUCAGGCGACAAGCUUUCACUUCUAUCUCGCAGUUUUGAAAGCAAUGUUGAUUCGGUUCGUGGACAUUGAAGAUCUCUGCAUCGGAAUUGCAGAUGCUAGUCGACCAGAAGCGGAUAUGUUGCGCUCAAUGGGUGUCUUCAUCAACUCGCUACCCCUUCGAUUCAAAGCCAGUGGAUCCCAGACAUUUGGAGACGCUGUCAAGGAGGCUCGAGUGAAGGCUUAUGCUGCGCUGGGCCAUUCCCAGGUCCCCUUCGAUGUGAUCCUAGAUGAACUCAAGGUUCCUCGUUCUGCUGACUACGCCCCACUGUUCCAGGUCUUCGUUGACUUCCGAGUUGGUCACCCAGAAACCUUCCAGAUGGGAGCCACGGAAGGACAGCGGACAUUGGUCAACUACGGAAAGACCGCCUACGAUAUCAUGCUGGAUAUUUCUGAAAACCCAGCCACGGGUUGCGUGGUCCAACUCAGCACCCAGAAAGGCCUCUAUUCCCAAAGCCACACCGAACUGCUCGGCACCGUCUUUGUCAACCUCCUGGAAAACUUCACCACCAACACCGCCCAAUACCUCAAAGAACCACCGCUCUUCACAAGCAGCCAGGUUGAUGCAGCGAUAUCUCUCGGAGCAGGCCCAAGCAUGAAAUCGGCAUGGCCGGAGACGAUCCCCCAACGCAUUGAAGCCGUCCUCAGAGCAAAUCCGGACCAAGUUGCCCUGAAAGACGCCGGAGAUACCCCCUUCUCCUACCGUGAAAUGGCCGGUCGUGCGUCUGACAUUGCAGGAGCACUGCAAGCGACUGGUGUGAAGUCUGGAUCUCAUGUCGCUUUUCUACAAGAGCCGACUGUUGACUGGAUCUGCUCAAUGCUUGCGGUAUUCAACCUUGGUGCAGUCUACGUUCCCCUGGACUGCCGAGAACCCGCCGGCCGCUUGAAGGCGAUUCUUGAAGAUUGCAAGCCUGAUGCUCUCAUUUUUCACCCCCCAACAUCCAACCAAGCAAGGGCUGUUCUUCCCAAGGCUACAGCUGCAAUCGACAUUUCAAAUAUCAAGUCCCACAAGAAAACUGUCGCCAGCUUGGCCCACCCUGAAUCGCCAGCCAUCAUCCUCUAUACAAGCGGCUCCACUGGAACACCUAAGGGUGUCGUCCUCAGCCAUAGCAACCUUCGCAACCAGAUCGAGGCUCUCACCUACACAUUGAAACCCAAGGAGGAAGCAGUAUUGCAGCAGACCGCCAUCACAUUCGAUCUGUCGAUCAUCCAGGCUCUACUCGCUCUCUGCAACGGAGGUUCCGUCUACGUUGUUCCCCAGUCCGUUCGAGGUGAUGCUAUCAAGAUUUCCAAGAUCAUGGCAAACCACAGAAUCACCUUUUCGCUGGCAACACCACUUGAAUACUCCUCGUGGUUGCAGUUCGGCCACAAAUAUCUCGAAAAAUGCACCAAGUGGAAGUAUGCAGGCUCCGCCGGAGACGUUCUUCCCCCCAAGUUGGUGCGUGAAUUCAAUGGCCUCCAGGGAGUCAACGCACAGUUGAUCAACCUCUACGGCCCUGCUGAGACAGCUGUUGCAACCAUGACUGGUCCCCUGACCGAGGACUCCGUUCCCAAUGUGCCCGUCGGCAAGACGAUACCCAAUUGUUCCAUCUACAUUGUCGAUGAAGAUCUCAAGCCAGUGCCCGUCGGCAUCUCCGGCGAAAUCUGCAUCGGUGGUAGUAGCGUCGGCCUGGGCUAUCUGAACAACGCCGAGCUCACAAAAGCCAGAUUCGUCCCCAACCCUUUUGCCUCACAAGAGUACCGCGCAAAUGGCUGGGUUACAAUGCACCGCACCGGCGAUCGUGGCCGAUUCGAUGCUGAUGGAUCUCUCAGAUUUGAACAGCGCAUUGGAAAUACCCUGAUCAAGCUCCGUGGAUUCCGCAUCGAGGUGGAGGAGAUUGAGAAUGUGAUCUUGAAGGAGGCUGGUGGCGACCUGGAGGAAGUGGUGGUUUCAGUCCGCGGAGACGGUGAGAAUCGAUUCCUCAUGGCCCACGUCGUCUUCUCUCCAACCACGGCCGUGGCUCAACACGAGGCGAGCCAGAGAGCAUGGAUGAAACAGCUUCAAGCCAGCCUACCGCUCCCUGUCCAUGCUCGUCCAGCAGUGAUUCUUCCACUCGACAGCAUUCCUAUCAAUCUGCACUCCAAGGUCGAUCGAAUCGCAGUUGCAUCUCUUGAGCUUCCUGAGCUUCUAAACUUUGAUGGACCCGCGUCAUCCGAGCUCACUGACUCUCAGAAAAAGCUCAAGUCCAUCUGGGACCAGGCCCUGCCUGAAAUUCUUGUUGCUCGAGUGGCCACUAACCCAGACAUGGACUUCUUCCAGUGUGGAGGAAACUCUCUCCUGCUCAUCAGGUUGCAAUCACUCAUUCGAAAGGAACUCGGAGUUACCGUUCCACUGGCUGAAUUCUACCAACACUCCACCCUAUCCCGAAUGGCUAUGAGGGUUGAAAACGCCGUGAAAGCUGAGGUUAUUAGCUGGGAGAGGGAAACCUCCAUCUCUUCCAUCGUCUCUGAGGCCAAGUCCAAGGCUGGCAGAGGAUCUCUUCCCAGAACAACUGACAAUCUAGUCAUUCUCAUGACCGGUGCCACCGGAAGCAUUGGAUCCAGGGUCCUCGCGGAACUGAUCACCAGUCAGCAAGUCUCUCAUGUCCACUGCAUUACCCGACGCGACCCAACCCAGCAGAAGUAUUUCGACUCCGACAAAGCCACCUAUCACCAGGGCGACAUUUCCAAGGAGUUCCUCGGACUGUCUGAGGAAGUCUACAACGGAUUCGCGCAGAACUGCGACGUCAUCCUCCAUCUGGGCGCCAGCCGCUCAUUCUGGGACUUCUACCAGGCUCUACGAGGAGCCAACGUGCUCCCAACCCGAUCCCUCGUGAAGAUGGCCGCUGUGCGCCAGAUUCCCAUCCACUUCAUGUCUUCCGGCGGUGUCCUCUCAAUGGACUCAACCCAGACUCCUCCAACCGACGGCUCCGAUGGCUACGUUUCAUCCAAAUGGGCAAGUGAGAAAAUUCUCCAACAGGCCGCCGAACAGCUCCAGGUCCCCGUCACCAUCCACCGUACGAUUCCCGCCACGUCAACCUCCGAGUCUCCAGAAGUCCACCAGCAUGCCGUCAACGAACUCGCCAUCCUCACUCGAAGCCUCAAAAUCAUGAUCACAUCCGAUGGCGUCAAGCCGAUCCGCGGAGAGAUGCACCUGACGCAUGGCGAGGCGCUUGUGCGCGAAUUCCUAAAGCCCUUCCUCCCCUCAGCGGCCCGCAAAUCGAACCUCCAGACCCAGGAGAGCAAGAACGGCAGGGUAACUUAUCGUAAUUAUCCCAGUCAAGUGCGCAUUGACACGGAGGAAAUUGGAGAGUUGUUUGCCAGGCAAGCGGAAGCUCUCCAGGGGGAUGCUGACGUCUCGUUGAUGUCUGGAUUGCAGUGGAUGGGCGAUGUUAAGGCGGCGGGAUAUCCGUAUGUGAUUGCUGCGCAGGUGUUGGAGCUUCCUGGGGCUGCUGAGCCGUUUGUUUCUCGGCGAUAG
This is a messenger RNA of Nannizzia gypsea CBS 118893, 11880 nucleotides long. RefSeq names its product lovastatin nonaketide synthase. Gene Ontology annotation, biological process: fatty acid biosynthetic process; secondary metabolite biosynthetic process. The record is from RefSeq and is a predicted model, not a curated record. Gene Ontology annotation, molecular function: 3-oxoacyl-[acyl-carrier-protein] synthase activity; phosphopantetheine binding; fatty acid synthase activity. The transcript has 8 exons. The coding region runs from base 1 to 11880 and encodes 3959 amino acids. NCBI's taxonomy places the organism in Eukaryota, Fungi, Ascomycota, Eurotiomycetes, Onygenales, Arthrodermataceae.